AUGAUCUCCUCGGUUAAUUUUUCAUUUCUCAUAGUGUUUUCCUUCUUAUGUACCGUUUCUUCUGCCAAAGAAAACACAAGUCCCUUUAAAAUCAUCUACCAGUUUGGUGAUUCAUUAGCAGAUACAGGCAACCGCAUUCGCCAGAGUGGUGUAACUUCAGUUUUCAACGUUUCCAGCUUGCCUUAUGGUAUGACAUACUUCCACAAGCCCACAGGAAGAUUUUCUAACGGCCUUCUUGUGAUUGAUUAUUUUGCCAAAGCGCUUCAUCUCCCACUGCUUCAUCCUUACCUGGAAACGAAUGCUUCAUUUAUUAGUGGAGUCAACUUUGCCGUAGGUGGAAGUACAGCACUAGAUAAUAGUUUUUUCUACGAAAGAAACAUUUCUGUGCCAUCCACAAACGUCCCUCUUAGCCAACAGCUGAAAUGGUUCAAGAAACAUCUCAAGUUAGUGUCAGACAACCGAUCACAAUGCGAAGAAAGGCUAAAAAGAGCUCUUUUCAUGAUGGGGGAAAUAGGUGGGAAUGAUUUCAGUACAGCUUUCUCCCAAGGCAAGUCCAUAAAGGAGAGCAGGACUUAUGUGCCAUAUGUAGUUGACGCCAUAUAUAUUGCCAUAAGAGAAGUAAUUCAAUUUGGGGCCAGGAUUAUAAUAGUUCCAGGAAUCAUUCCCAUGGGAUGUUUGCCUAGUUUUCUGACAUCAUUUCCAAGUGCUGAUCCUAAAGCUUAUGAUGAUAAGGGCUGUUUAAAGAAACUCAACAAGUUUGUUUUGUUCUACAACAACUAUCUUCAAAAAAAUCUAGCAGCCCUGAGACUAGAAUUUCCAGGAGUUGUCAUUCGUUAUUACGACUACUAUAAUGCCUUCCAGUAUAUCCUCCAUAAUGCUGGUUCUCUUGGUUUUGAUCAAAGAUCAUUGCUGAAAGCAUGUUGUGGAAAAGGAGGCAAGUACAACUACAGCAACGACAUGAUUUGUGCAUCAAAUGGCGUAAAAGCUUGCCUUCAGCCGGAAAGAUUUGUUCAUUGGGAUGGAGUGCAUCUAACACAAGAGGCGUACCGAUAUAUUUCGGACCAUCUGAUCAGAGAUAUUUUGUCUAAUAUGUAAAGUUGAAUGUGUGUUAACAAAAUUUUCAUGCUGAUUGAUGAUGAUUUAAACC
Molecule: messenger RNA, 1147 nt
Organism: Coffea eugenioides
Lineage: Eukaryota; Viridiplantae; Streptophyta; Magnoliopsida; Gentianales; Rubiaceae
Product: acetylajmalan esterase-like
Exons: 1
Coding region: 1-1095 (364 amino acids)
Molecular function (GO): hydrolase activity, acting on ester bonds
Source: RefSeq, a predicted model, not a curated record